UACGUUUCCUGUUUAACACGGCUGCGGGCGCGGCUCGAGGGUUUGCGAGCAGAGAUGCACAUGGCCCUCGCAGCUGGCCACUCUCAGUAGCGUGUAGUGUUGCAGCAGGCAAGGAACCUUCCUUAGGGUCUUGCUGGGCUGCUGGUCAGGAGCCACCUAAGCUAUGGAAGAUGAUGAUGAUGAUGUAAAACUUGAAGAAGAAAUUAAUAUAGAAUUGAGCAGAAUCAGUGUUACUUCCCUUGAAGAAGAUGAUCCCAGCUCUGAUUUAUCUGCAGAUGCUUGGAGUGAUGGUGAAACAGCUUCAAAUGGAUUACCAGAGUCAGUUACGUACUAUUUAAACUUUGUGAAGAACAGAAGUAAAAAUACUGAAAAUCUUAUAUUGCAAGAUGUAGAAGAUGAAGAAACUGCAAGUGAACACUAUCAAGUAGUAUCUAACCAUGCUUCAGAGUACUUGGCAGAGUUGGCUUCUGAAUACAAUGAAGAUCCAGAAGUAUUGAAGAAGAGGAUACUGUCUGAAAUAGAAAAUGAAGAAAUGCAGGCCAGUGCUGGUCCUGACAGUAAUAGUCAACCCAACAGUGAGGACAUAACUGGCAGUGUGGUUGCUGAUGAAUGUUCUGUUGCAGAUAACGAUGACAUGACUGUAAGCUUCACUUACCUUGAAGUAGAAGAAAGGUGCAAGCAAGAAUUUGAGCUGUGGGAGGAGCAACAAAAAGAACUUGAAAAACAGAAAAGGAAAAAACUAAAAGCUGAGAUGGAAAUAGAGGAAAAACAAAAUGAGGAUGAAAAGAAGAGAAGGCAACUAUGUCUGGAGGAAUUUGAGACUGAAAGAAUGAAGUUAGAGACGCUUCAUAAGCAGCAACAAGCUAUGAUGGAAGAUGAGUUAUUAAAAGAAAAAGAAGUUUGGCAAGAAAAGUUUAAGCAACAUGAGGAAUUGAUCAAAAGUCUACAGUUGCAAAUAGAAGAGGCGAAAAGGAUCUUUGAAGAGCAGAAAGCAAAAGAAAGACAAAGUUUGGCAGAGCAGUGGAAUACAGCAGCUGUAAAAAUCCAAGCUAGAUUUAGAGCAUUUGUUGUUUACAGAAAAUAUGCUCCUAUCUUAAAAGAAUGGAGAGCAGAAAUUAAAAGGAAGAAGGAAUUGCAACAAAAAAUGGAGAGAGAUAAGAGAGAAAAGGAAGAAAAAAUGAUGAAAAGGAUCCAGGAAAGGAAGCAAAAAGAAGAGGAGGCAAGAAAAAGACAAGAAGAAAUUGAAAGACAAGCAUAUAUGGAACGGGUGAGGAGACGUGAGGAGUAUGAAAAGAAGAAAGUCAGUAUGAGGCUUGCACGAGAAAAGAGCCUACAGGAAGUAUCAAGAGGGCAACAAGGAAUAAAACAAAAAGAGAAAAUAGCAAUAAACACAGCAGUUGUAAAUAGAGAUAAAGAUACAAAAAAUAUGAAGGAAGAAAAAGGAGAAAAUACAGAAGACAAAAUUGAUCAGGAAAAGGAGCAGAAGAAACAAAUAUUGGAAAUAAGAGAAGAGGGAAAGAAACAAAAAGAAAAACAUGUUGGAAAGAUACAAGAGGCAAAUAAUUCAGAGAAUCUAAAAGACAAAAAACAGACAUCACCAAACUCUGAGAAGAAAGAAGAGUCUCAUGAAAAAGGUAAUGAAAAUGAAGAUGGAUAUUUGAUGACACAUACAGGAAAAAGUUCUCUGCAAACUACAGUCCUUGACAAAAACACAAAUACAAAUAUGCUGGACAGAGAAGCCAUUGUCCUUGUAGCUAAUGAUGCAUUCACAAAUAAGGAGAACAGUAGUCACAUCAGUCAGUGGCACGUGGAGGCCCAGGCAUAUACCAGCAACAGUAAACACAAAGUGCAAUUUUGUAAGUCUGAAACAAUUAAAACAGCAGAGGUUGUGAUGAAGGAAACUCAGGAGGAAGUUGCUGAGGAUUGGGACAAUAGCGUGAGUGCAAUUAAGUCUUUUGAAAGGCCCCUAACACAGCUUGAUGAUGUUGAAAAGAGGAGGCUAACUUGGAUGAGGACAUGCAAACCCUGGUCUAAAAUUUAUAUGGAAAACCAAAGAAAGAAAGUAGUUAAAAGAAGCAGACCAAGAAAAAGCUCAGCUAGCAAGAUGCCUCCAUUAAGUACAGAAAUUAUUCUCCAGUGUGGCCUUUGGAAUGCCCUCCAACAGGUCACAACACUUAUGCUUCAAGAUUUGCCUGGCUGUAGCCUCUCUACAUUGUCAGAAUGUAUGAGUCUUCAGUUAUUGACCCUGAGACGCUGUGGACUAACUGCACUGGAAGGACUCAGUAACUGCAAAAGCUUAAAGUAUAUUGAUGUGGAGGAAAACAAUAUUCAGACAAUCAAUUGUGAGAAUCUAGAAAAUCUCUGCAUUUUAAUUCUGAACAAAAACCAACUUGCAUCACUUCAUGGCUUAGAUGGCUGCAGUGAUCUCAGGAAUCUUGAACUUUCCUGCAAUAAAAUCACACGAAUUGGUGGUUUGGAGUCAUUGAAAAAUCUCCAGCAACUAAUUGUGGAUCACAAUCAGUUAGUCAGUAUGAAAGGUCUCUGUGAUGCUCCCACUCUCAUGCACAUAGACUGCUCUUUUAAUCAUCUUACUCAGCUUGAAGGCAUUGAGAAUUGUGGUCUGCUUCAGAUUCUGAAAUUACAAGGAAAUAAUCUAACGGAGCUCCCUACCUUGGAAAAUCAUGUUCUGUUAAGAGAGCUAUACUUGGAUGACAAUAGUAUUUCACAUAUGGAAACAUUUUCUUUGUAUUGGCUGCCUAUGCUGGAGAUCCUUUCUCUGUCUCAAAAUAGUUUGACUCAACUUGCACCUCUGUUUUCAUGUGUGUCUUUGGAAAAGCUUAACAUCAGCAACAACUGCUUAUCAGAUCUUGACAGUGUCAUCAGAUGGUUUAGUGGAUGUCAUAAAUUAAGUGAGUUAUCACUCAGUGGAAAUCCAGUUCUCCAAGAAAAAAAUUGGAGGUGUUCCCUACUUAAAAUACUUCCUUGUUUGCAAUUUCUUAAUGGUGAAAACCUGAAUUAUCCUGCAAAACUCUCAAGUGAAAGAAUCAAAGUGUCAAAACCAGGAAGCUUUUUGAAUUUUUGUCAAGCCCAGAUUGAAGAAAUUGCCAUAGUAAGAAAGAAGAUCGCUGAACAAGGAAAUGCUUCUUCCUUGGAUGCUGCACAGAGUCAAUGUUGGUAUUUUAAGAAGCUGAUGAAACUUAGUAAUGAACACCGAUAUGCACAUGAAUAUGGAGACCUAAACGUUGCUGACAGAGAUGAACCAGAAGCACAGCAACAUCAUUUGAAGCAAACAGCCACCGACAGGCUAGAGCAAAAUAACCUCUUUAUCGCUGGUGCAAAGGAAAAUAAGCAGGGCUUGUUGAAUCCUUCUGAAAGAUGGAUUACUACAGGCCACAUUCCGCCUAUGUUCAUUAACUCCUCCGUACCUGUUCCUGAAAAGAAAAGUAAUCAAGAGCACAAAAUAAAGAAGAAAAGUACUGAAUGUAGCAUCAGUCACAGAGGGGAGAGCAAAGAUAAAAUAUCAGCUCCUUCUACAAGAAAUACGUUCAGAGAGAGAAUCAUUGCAAGUAAUGAGAGAGAGAAUCUUCAGCAUGUUGAGAACAAAGUAGAAAAUUUGGCAGCUACAUUAAUCCAGUCAUAUUGGCGAGGCUACGUAAUUCGGAGAGAUAUUCGUUCCUAUGCUAGAUUACAUAUGGCGGCAUCAGAGAUCCAGUCUGCUUGGCGAAAGUAUCGUGCCAGGAGAAACACUGUCUACUGUAGAAAAGAAAGUAGUCAACUCAAAGUUGCUAUAGAACAGAAGCAUAAAGCUGCAGCACUUAUUCAGGCAUUUUGGAAGGGUUUCCACUUGCGGAAGAAACUAGCCAGUGCUCUUGCAGCUGUUAAAAGUGAUGAAGUGGAGGAUGACUAUGAAGAAGUAAAUGUGGAUGAUUUUACAUUUGAUGAAGCUGCUUUAGAGAAAGAAUGGCUAGCUUUGGAUUCCACCCGCUUCCCUUCAAAAACACUGCUGCUCACAAACCAGCUGCAUUGGCCAAAGAAUUCUAGGCCUUUAAGUUCAGAUCAUGGUUUGUUCAAUUUACCAUGGCCUCCACAUGAAGCCUGGCAGUGUGAUGAGAAACUUCAUUUAUUCUCACCAGAAAACACCCAGCUUAAUUCCAGGCCAGAGAAGAGAGCUAUAUCACAUCUCUCUGACUUGCAAACUAAAAAGAAUUCAUCUUUCAAAUUGAAAAAAGAAGAGAAAAUUUCCGAAGAAUGGGGUUUUAAAGAUAUUGCCACUGCACAGCUAAUGCUGAAGAGGGCUCAUAAAAUGAAAUCCAAGAAACCUAGUAGUAAACAUUUAGAUCCAGCUGUGCGCCUGGCGUUGUUCAGAAACAAUGAAAAUAAACAUCCCCCUGUGAAACCACCAAGGAAGAGACAGACAGCUAAAGUCAGUUACUUUGAAGAUAAGGAAGAAGAAUUUGUCCACUUGGAUACUACUUCCACUGAGAGAUUACAAAGGAGCAAAGAAAUUACAUACCAAUGGCUUCACAACCAAGUCGGAGAUUAUGAAGCAACCAAUUUGAGAAAUGUUAAAUGCAAUCGCUUCUUGCCUGACUUAGACCCAGACAUACUAAAUGGUGGACGAGUUCAGCUUGUGGCAAGCCCUGUAAGCAGAGAAGACAUGGAUUUAGACCUUAUUUCCAUGAUCAGUGGAAGUGCUUUGACUCAGAACAGAGAAAAAAAUAAUCAGCCACACAGACACUCAGCAGGAUCUUCAACAAAAGACCUAUCUGCUUCAGAAAGAACACACCCGCGUCCAUUUUGUAAAGAGAGGAUAUCGUUUCGAGACCAUCCAGUCCAGCUCAGUGGGGGAUGGGGAAGUGGCAAGAAAAAGGCAAAAAAAAUUUGAAGAAUUAGUUGAAACUUCAACAUGUAAAAUAUAUGGAGAACUGUUUCUUUUCAAGAGGUCUGUGAUUGUCAUUUAUUUUAGGAUUCUCUCUCUCUCUCUCUCUCUCUCAUAUAUAUAUAUAUAUAUAGUUACCAAUUGGAUAAAAAGUUUCAAAUUACUGUUAGAUUCAUUUUACCGUGUGUUUUGCAAGUUUUUUGUUUUCUUUUUGUUUUCUGGUGACUAUAUUCUAUACAUAUCUUAUUUUGUAUUUCUAGUUGCUUAUGUGUUUAUGUGGUAUGGAAUAUAGACUCUGUUAACUUCUGUUACUAUAAUGUGAUUUACUUAUAACAACUAGUUUAGAUGUAUAAAUUCAAUAAUGAGUCAUGAUUAUUAUUGAGGAUGUAUGUUAAAACCUUAAGUACUGAUUUCUUGUAGUAGAAUAAUAAUACAUAUCGGCUACGUCUACACUGGCAUGAUUUU
Molecule: messenger RNA, 5344 nt
Organism: Pelodiscus sinensis (Chinese soft-shelled turtle)
Lineage: Eukaryota; Metazoa; Chordata; Testudines; Trionychidae
Gene: LRRIQ1
Product: leucine rich repeats and IQ motif containing 1
Molecular function (GO): protein binding
Source: RefSeq, a predicted model, not a curated record